This is a messenger RNA of Selaginella moellendorffii, 4767 nucleotides long. RefSeq names its product probable disease resistance protein At4g27220. Gene Ontology annotation, biological process: defense response to fungus; cell surface receptor signaling pathway. Gene Ontology annotation, molecular function: ADP binding. Lineage: Eukaryota; Viridiplantae; Streptophyta; Lycopodiopsida; Selaginellales; Selaginellaceae. The coding region runs from base 58 to 3204 and encodes 1048 amino acids. The record is from RefSeq and is a predicted model, not a curated record. The transcript has 4 exons.
UUGAACUGGCGAGAGAAGUUAUAUGCUUGUGUUGAGCAAAAUACAGAGCUUGUAUCCAUGGCCAACCUCGAUCCCACGGGUGUGCUGAGAGCGCUUGUUUCUGAAGCUGUUAGAGAAGUGAUUGGGCUUGCCAAGUCUGCCAUUCAUUGCAAGAAGAAGUGCAGCGAGUUGGAAGUUUCAUUGACCGAAGCAUCAGAUCUGCUAGGUGAAAUGAAGAGAUAUUCUGCUGCCCAGGGCUCUCUGAGCUCCUCACAACUGGAUUCCUGGCUGAAAGCCCUCCAAGCCAAGGUUGAAGAGGCUAAACCUCUUAUUCUUGAGUGCCAGUCGCUGCAAAAUCCCAUUCUGGAUGGCCUAAAGAGGAUACAGCUUGCUACCAAGAUCGAACACUGCUCCAAGGCGAUCCAUGGGCACUUGGCUGCAGCUCCUCGAAAUCUUGAUGUUGAGAUUCUACAUACAUUGAAGAAGCAAAAGGAGGUGCCCUCUAAUGUGGUUCCACAGGAAGAACAGCAUGUUGUUCCUCUGGAUAAGCACAUUUUCGGCAUGGAAGAGACGCUGGAGCGGGUUGUAUCAGACUUGCUGGGGUCCCCUGCAAGCAGCAAGUGGGUUGGAGUCCAUGGAGCAGGAGGUGCUGGAAAAACACUCCUGGCCAAAAAAGUAUGUGACAACGAUCAAGUCAAGGGGUGUUUUGAUCCAGUUUUGUGGCUAACAUUCGGUCAGUCGGUUCAGGUGGAAGCAAAGCAAGACGAACUUGCCAAAAAAAUCCGACUAGAAGGUGAUCAGAUCAGCAAUGAAACACUGGGGAGGGGGCUUGUUGGGAAGAGAUGCUUGCUGGUGUUGGAUGAUGUCUGGAAGUCCAUCCAUUUGGAUCUCUUGGAUGUGGUCCAAGAGAAUGGAAGCAAGAUCUUCAUUACCACUCGAAAACGUGAUGUGCUUGACAGUAGAGGUGCAAUCAAAACCGAAAUGGGGCUCUUGGGAAAGGAGGACAGCAUGAAGUUGUUCGUAGUCCACGCAUUCCCUAACCAAAAUCAUGCUCAAGUCACCAAGGCAGUGGUGGAGCAAGUUGUGGAAAAGUGUGGGGGGCUUCCACUGGUCUUGAAGGUAAUUGGCAGAAGAAUGGCAGGCACACAAGAUUGGGACUAUGUUCUGAGCAAACUCAAGGAUCAACGACUUAUUGCUCUUGAUGAGGAACAACAGGUACUGGAGCGACUCAAGCUGGGUUACGAUGCAUUGUUGCCUCUUCGCAUCCAGCAGCACUUUCUCUUCUUCGCAGCAUUUCCAGAAGACUAUCCGAUUGGAUUUUGGGAGCUGUUCAGGUGUUGGAAAGGCGAAGGGCUGGUUGCCAACAUAGCAGAGGCCACGAAUGUUCUAGAAAGGCUCAAGAAUCACGCACUUAUCACUGAAGAAGAACAAGAAAGUUGGGAAAUAGUGCCGAGACAAACGAAGUAUUACAGGAUCCACGAUGCGUUGCUGGCUCUUGCUUUGCACAUCCUGGAACGAGAAGGCCCCAAGUGUUAUUUCAAGGCUGGGCAGUCGCAGAUGAGGGAUGUGGGGGACGCCUUCACGAGUAACUACAGCAGGAUUUCACUGUUUGAGUGUGGAAUUUCGGAAAUCCCUCUGCCUAAGAAGAACAGGGUCAAAGUUUCCAGCACCACUUGCCUGCUCUUGGAUUAUAAUCUCGACCUCACUGCAUUGCCAAGCCUCUCUCUUUUCAAAGGCUUGAAGGUUUUGUGCCUGAGUCGCACUGGGGUGGUAAGUUUGCCACAUAGCAUUGGACAGCUCAAGACUCUGGAGACUCUGGAUUUGUCUUCGAGUAGGUCACUCCAAAGCAUCCCAGAUUCACUGGGCAACUUGGCGAAUUUAUCAUAUUUGAACUUGGAAGGCUGUUUGCGACUAAAGUCUUUCCCUGUGGAUGCUUUGCUCAAACUCACCAAGCUGGUCUACUUAAACGGAAGGGGAUGUUGUGGAAUGUGGACAUGCCACAGGCUGCAUCAUCGGCUUUUCAAACAGAAGAAAUGCUUGAACAGGAGGUUUGGAAGACUCUAUCUGGAUGGGAUGUUUCAGGCAUUGACAAAGUUGGAGGUGUUGAUUAUUGAUACACAGUUGGCUGUGGAUCUACCAGCAAGCACAGGCAAACUGGCCCAUUUGAAACAGUUGGAAAUACAGGGUUGCAAACAGGGAAUAUGUGACAGCUUUCAAGGCUUGCCCGACCUUGAGAUUUUGAAACUCUGGGGAUUGGAGCUUCCAUUGACCUCAGACUGGGACUGGAGCAGAUUUCCGAGGUUGAGAACUUUGGAAGUGAGCUGCUUUGGGAAAAGUGACUUUAAAGUAACCUGCAGCAUGGAGAACUUGCAGGAAUUGAAACUCUGGGGAUUGGAGUUUCCAUUGCCAGACUGGGACUGGAGCAGAUUUCCGAGGUUGAGAACAAUGGAAGUGGGACACUUUGGGCAAAGUGGCUAUAAAGUAACCUCCAGCAUGGAAAACUUGCAAAAAUUGGUUAUUAAGGCCAAUAACCACCUUGAGGGGCUUCCUUUCUUAACACAGGAAAUGUUUCCCACGCUGACAAUACUCUGCCUUGAGGGAUGCCAAAAGUUGAUUGGGGUGCCCACCAUCUCUCAACUGGCAUCACUCAAGGUCCUCAACAUCGCCAGGUGUCCCUCCUUGAAGGACCUCUCCAUCUCGUUCCUUCCAAAUCUAGAGAUAGUUCUUCUAGAUACCUGCAACGAAGUGACUACCAUCAACAUAUCCGAGUGCCCAUCACUGACAGUUGUUCAAAUUCGCUCCUUUCGCAUGCAUGCCCGUGUUGCAUUCGGUGGCAACUUCCCACGACUUGAAGCAAUAACCCUUGGUGGAUUUGAACAGCUUCCAGACUCUCUAGGUGCCAUGGAUGCCUUCUCACAGCUGAGGUGGCUGCAACUAUACAGCUGUGGUAUUGACCAACAACCAGAAUGGUUCGCAUCACUCACAACGUUGAGAACUCUGGGAUUAAAUUUUUUGGAGAACUUGGAUGUGAUACCCGAUGGUGUUGCAAGGCUUCCUUUGCUAAGGGAGCUUGAUCUGAGAGGUUGCAAGAAGAUCAACAUGUUACCCUUUGCAGAUUCUGAAGACAGCUCCUUCUAUCCAUCCUUGGAGAACUUAUGCUUGAGAAACACAUCUGUCUCUCAAGAGCACCUCUCGGAACGCCUUCGAAAAAUUGCAAAGGUUUAAUGGGAAGUUUUUUAGAAGAUGAGGACCUCUGCAAUAACCAAAUCUCAAAUUAACGAAGCUUUGGAACAAUGCAAAGAGUCCAUCUUUCAUGAUCAGUGUCAUGUUGGCAGUACUCCAGUUCAACCUGGAAAACGAACAGACAGAAUCAUAGUACCAAAGCAACAAGCCUCGUUUUACCUCGAGCAAACAAACCAGCACCCAUAAAGAGAUCACGCACAGGUUCGCACGAGAAUCAAGACGGAGCAUCUUCAUUUCAUACAAACCUGGCCAUCUUGAGAGUGCUCCACCGGGUAGAUGCCAAGAAGAGCAUCUCGCUCGCGAUCUGACGAAGCCGAGCGUGGUAUUCCGCCGAGGGAUCCACCGCUGCGCGGCCUGGCGGCUGCUGCUGGAUGCUGUUGGUGAUAUCCACGCAGGUGUUCCAGAUCCGGUAGCUCAGCUUCCAGAUUUGCAGCCGCUGCUCCUCGGAGAGCUCGGAUUUGAGGCCAAGCACGCAUUCUUGGAGUUCGGAGAAGUCUGCUCGAUGUUGCAAACGAGGCGCUCGAUUCUCCGCAGCGGAUUCACAGUAGCCUCAUCCCUGGAUCCCUGGAUCACUAAGUACCUCCGAGAUGAGCAUCGUGAGAGGAAGCGAUCGCCGCGUAGCCCUAGAAUAUUUUCCCUUUCCUCUUUGUUAGGGCUCGGGAAUCGAUCGGUGCGCCAUGGGACAGCAAUGGAGGCGUGGAAGGUAUGGAAUCUCUCGUAGUUGCCGCUUCACAGCUUUAGUCUUACCACUGUGUGAGCUUGAGCAAGAUUUUCCGCGAGAAGUACGUUCGCUACACGAGUGGUGCUUUAGUUCCUGCCAUCCGUUUUUAAUGGUUUCGUUUAAAAAAUUCCUGGUUGUCUGGAGGAAUCUCUGAUCAUGAGUCCUUCUGGUGAAGCAGCUCGAGAGGACGGAUCCAGAGAGCUCCCUCAGCGUCAUGUCAAGGACGAAAUUCCCAAAUCGUCUUCGCCAACGAUUCACUACCUUCUGCGGAGGAGUGAGUAUCGACAUACUCUCUUCAGCGGCAUCGUCACACUCAGUCAGCAUCAUGGGAGGCUUCCUGAUAAUGCUCGUUGUGGCCUCGGCAAAUACUUACACUUGUGAUCUGCUUCUCAAACAAGCUUAUUCUCGAUUAUGAGUCUCUCGCUUUCCACAUUGGCGGGAAGUGGUGGAAGGUUCUCUCUUUUUUUUGUUUUUCUUUUCUUUUUUUAAGUUUCUAAAAGCUUUCUCUCUUUUCUUUUUUUUCACACCUUCCUACCGAAAUGAGCAUAGUGGUUCUGCUCAUUGGGAAUGCCAACAGGUAGUAGGCGUGUGCUUAUGAUCCUGUCCGUCGUCUUCAUUGUCGCUCCACUUUGCCUGGUCGAAAAAGUGAGACAAGUAUAAUUUUGACAUUUUUUGUCUUUUGAUUUAACUUCAAUGCAGCUCGAAUUUUUUGCAACUGUAGGAACAUCGAUUGUAAUCUGGCUAGAAACUUUCAGUAUUUUUACCUUGAUUGACAGGCUGACCACCAAUAUUCUAUUGACCGCAACCACGACAUUCUUUUCUUA